This is a messenger RNA of Raphanus sativus (radish), 2134 nucleotides long. Its product is annotated as pentatricopeptide repeat-containing protein At2g32630-like. The record is from RefSeq and is a predicted model, not a curated record. Gene Ontology annotation, molecular function: protein binding. Lineage: Eukaryota; Viridiplantae; Streptophyta; Magnoliopsida; Brassicales; Brassicaceae. The transcript has a single exon. The coding region runs from base 70 to 1923 and encodes 617 amino acids.
GUAACAACAGAACUGAGUAUAGUUUGAAUCUUCAGUAGUGAAAAGCGAGUCUCCUCCGUAGACACAACCAUGAACAAACAAAUCAAAACAAUGUCUUCCGCCAAACUCUCACGACUCUUCAACAUCACAACACACAACCAAACACCUUCCCCGCUCCCAAUCUCAGACAAACAAACCGCCACAAGAAUCACAACCCACCUUAAAACAUCCACCGUCAGAAAACUCCAAUCAAACCCAUCACUCCUCUUCAACCUAAACCCAAACGUAACCCGCCUCGUCCUCUCCUCGCCCACUCUCCCAACCCAAUCCUGCAUCGACUUCUUCAAGCACCUCACCACAUUCGAAUCCCACCUCAAACCCGACCUCGCCGCCGCGAUAGCCCUCUCCCGCCGCCUCUACACCGACCGGAGAUUCGGCGAGAUGAAGUCUCUCCUGAACUCAAUCACCGACGGGGCUGAGAUAAUCAUACGAAACGUUUACGAAGAAGAAGGAAAGGUCGAGUUUUUGGAAACGUUUCUGGAUUUGAUGAUUAGGGUUUACGUGGACAAGGGGAUGUUCCAAGAGGGUCUGAAGGUUUUCGAUUACAUGGUGGAGAAGGGGUUGAGAAUCGACGAACGAUCUUGCAUUGUGUUUCUUGUAGCGGCCAAGAAACGGUUGGAGGUUGAUCUCUGUUUAGAGGUUUUCAAGAGGAUGGUUGAUUGUGGAGUGAGGAUAAGUGUUUACUCGUUGACGAUCGUUGUCGAGGGUUUAUGUAGGAGAGGCGAAGUUGAGAAGAGUAGGAGGAUGGUGAGAGAGUUUUGUCGGAAAGGAAUCAAGGCUGAGGCCUACACUUACAACACUAUCAUCAAUGCUUAUGUUAAAGGUGGAGACUUUACCGGCGUGGAGGAGGUUUUGAAGGAGAUGAGGAAAGGUGGUGUUGGGUAUAACAAGGUUACGUACACGCUUUUGAUGGAGCUGAGUGUGAAGAAUGGGAGGGUGGGUGAUGCGGAGAAGCUGUUCGAUGAAAUGCGUGAGAGAGGGGUGGAGUUGGAUGUUUAUUUGUAUACUUCUAUGAUAAGUUUGUGUUGUAGAAAGGGGAAUGUGAAGAGAGGGGUUUUGUUGUUUGAUGAGUUGGUGGAGAAGGGUUUGUCGCCGAGUAGUCAUACUUACGGGGCGCUUAUCGAUGGAGUGUGUAAAGUAGGGGAGAUGGGUGCGGCUGAGAUAUUGAUGAGCGAGAUGCAGAGCAGAGGAGUUGAUAUCAGUAAAGUUGUGUUCAAUACGUUGAUUAAUGGGUAUUGUAGGAAGAGGUUGAUUGAUGAAGCGUUAGCGAUUUAUGACGUGAUGGAGAAGAAAGGGUUUGAAGCUGAUGUUUUCACUUUUAAUAGUAUUGCUAGCUGUUUGAAUAGAUUGAAACGGUACGAUGAGGCAAAGCAGUGGAUUUUCAGGAUGAUGGAAGGUGGUGUGAGGCUUAACACUGUUAGUUAUACUAAUCUGAUCGAUGUUUACUGCAAAGAAGGGAACGUUGAGGAGGCAAAGAGGCUGUUUGUGGAGAUGAGUAGCAAGGGAGCACAGCCUAACGCUAUCACGUAUAAUGUGAUGAUUGAUGCGUACUGCAAGCAAGGGAAAGUAAAGGAAGCACGUAAACUAAGGGCCAACAUGGAAGCAAAAGGGAUGGAUCCGGAUUCGUAUACCUACACGUCGCUCAUACAUGGGGAAUGUAUUGCUGAUAACGUGGACGAAGCGAUGAGGCUUUUUAGUGAGAUGGGGUCCAAGGGUUUGGAUCAGAGUUCUGUAACAUACACGGUGAUGAUUUCGGGUUUGUCAAAAGCUGGAAAAUCAGACGAAGCCUUUGGGUUUUAUGAUGAGAUGAAAAGGAAAGGGUAUACAAUAGAUAAUAAGGUUUAUACUGCACUCGUUGGAAGUUUGCAUUCACCUGAGACUUAGAACAUGUUCGUCAAACUAAGAUCUGUUUGUGUUGGUAAACUACCUGUUGAUUGUUGAAAUCGGUUAUUUUAUCAGAACCGUUUUUUUCUGAAAGAAUUCUUUGAAAGAGUUGGAGUGAGGUAUAGACGCUGCUUUGGAGUAUGGUCAUUAGUAUCAGUCAAGCGACCAUUGUGUCUACGCUGUAAAGAAAACAAAGCUCAACUCUUUUGGU